Vespa velutina is the source of this 902-nucleotide messenger RNA. RefSeq lists its product as uncharacterized. The record is from RefSeq and is a predicted model, not a curated record. The transcript is spliced from 4 exons. Bases 426 to 833 code for a protein of 135 amino acids. NCBI's taxonomy places the organism in Eukaryota, Metazoa, Arthropoda, Insecta, Hymenoptera, Vespidae.
GGUAUGCUACAGUUCAACUAGACAAAAGCAGCAAGGAGAAGGGGCACUAGCGCGUUAAAGACAAUAGAAAAAGAAUUGACUUGAUUUACGGAUUGCGACAUUAAUUUAAUCGUUUUCUCUUAUAUUUUCCUUGUCUUCUGUCCUUUUUUCUUUUUUACUUUUCUUCUUUUUUUUUUUCUUUUACCUCUUCUUAAUAUACCUUUUAUCAUUCGUGAACGAACAAUCGUGAAGGAAAAAUCGUGAAAGUAAUCGUAUUCUUUCUCGUGGAGGCGUCGUUUUCGUUGAAAAAGACAAGAAAAAAAGGGGGAAAAAAAAAAAGAAAAAAAAAGAAAUAAAUAAAAAGAAAAAGAAAUAAAACGAAGAAGAAAAUAAAUUCUUUCGACGAAAGUUCGAGUGUUCUUUUAUCGAAUUUCUUUCAAGGAAAAAUGACGAAAUACGAAAUGUGUGUUAAAUCGCGUCCACUGAUGACUCUUCUGAUCGUCAGUGUUCUCAUGACGGUUUUGAUACCCAAACCAACCGAAGCCAGACCUUCCGGUAUCAUCAGUAGACGCAAGAGAGUCUCGGAUCAGAGGCUUGCCGAAUUGGAAACGUUAUUGGGAUUAUCAAAGAUGAAGGGCAAGAUAAUAACUAUACCUAUUGCAUUUGGCGUUGUCGAUCCUGCGAAAAUAGGUCGCAAGCGAAGAUCUCCAACGGACGACAGUUCCAACAAAUUGCGAGAGACUCUGCAAAUAGACGGACGAGAUUCGAUUUUUCUCCCGGAAGAGAAUAAUGAGAUUUUAUCUCUCCCAUUGAAGGAUGCAAGCGAUCAACUAGAGAACGGGGGACAGUAUUAGUCUAAUUGGAUGUUGCAAUAUCGAUUGAAGGAGAAACAAAAAUCGAAGCAAUUGAGUGUAGCAAGAGAA